AUGACGUCUGACAGAAUUCCAGAUGCAUAUGGGCCGGGCACUUACACCGACAAGACCUUCACUCCAGUACCCGAGGACACAGCCCGCAUCUUCCGUCUGCUCGCUUCGCAAACACCAGGCUUCACACAAGAUAACAAUGUCCUCGACAAGGUCCGCUUCGAGGGUGAGCCGUUCCCCGUGAUGCCAGGCCCGAUCAAGGCCGUCUCUGUGGCCGCGGCAUUACAUGCCAUGACCGGCGUGCUCGCAGAUGAGAUCCUCGCUCUGCGCGGCGCACCGAACCCAUCCAGGCAAAUGACAGUCAACACCACACAAGUUGCCAUGUGGUUUGGUUGCAUUGCCACAGUCUUCCUGAACGAUACCGAUGCUUUGACCCUCACGAAGCAGGGCGAGAUGAAGAAGCUCCUGCCCAGCUGGGAGCAGGGCUGGACCGACACGCCCCUCAAGUACCGUACAACAGGCUUGUACCCAACAAGCGACCCAAACCGCUGGUACUCUCUGCACGGCAGCAUGGACGCAGAGCCGAUGCUGCGAUCCAUCGGCAUUGACCCGGCAACAGCCAAGGUUUCCUCUGCCGAGGAGGCCGCCGAGCUCAUCGCCAAGCACACAAGCAAGAUGAGCCCGGAAGAGCUGGAGCUGACCAACCUCCGCAACGGCGCAUGUGGCAGCAUCUGCUUCACUCCCAAGGAGUGGCGUGAGUCCGAGAUGGGCCGCUCGCUCGCCCGCCACCCGGUCGUCGAAGUUGAAAAGCAGGACCACGCUAUCCCAACACCCGCAGUCGCCUUCCCGCCGCUCAACCCCAACGACAAGCGGCCGCUGGCAGGCGUCAAGGUAGUUGAGAUGACCAGAGUCAUCGCAGGUCCCGAGAUCGGCACGAUCCUGGCCGCCUAUGGCGCCGACGUGAUCCGCGUCAACCCGCCUCACCUGCGCGACAUCAACAUCAUGCAGCUCAGCCUCAACGCCGGCAAGCGCACCACCCUGAUCGACCUGCGCAAGCCAGACGAGGUGGCCACGCUCAAGAAGCUCGUGGGCGACUGCGACGUCUUCAUCAACGGUUUCCGCAUCAACAAGCUCGCCAAGUUCGGCUUCGGCCUCAACGACCUCCUGAAGAUGGCCGGCGAGCGCGGCCGGGGCAUCGUCUACGUCAACGAGAACUGCUACGGUCCUGACGGGUACUACGCCGAGAGGCCCGGAUGGCAGCAGAUUGCCGACGCGGCGGCCGGCUCGGCAUACGUGACUGGUCGUUCGCUCAAGGGCAUGAUCCCCGACGGCGAAGCGGUCCUCCCCAGCCUGCCCGUCUCCGACAUGACGACUGGCGUGAUCGGCGCCGUGGGCGCGAUGCUGGGCCUCAGACGCAGGGCCACAGAGGGCGGAAGCUACCGGGCGCACGCAAGCCUCACGCAGGUCAACGCAUUCGCCCUCACCGAGGAGAUUGGACUGUACCCGGAGAGCACGGUUGAGGAGUGCAGGAAGCGAUUCGAGUGGGCCGAGAUGAGAGGCCAGCACCACGUCUUAGACCUGCUAGUCACCGUCUAUGACGGGUGGAAGCGUGUGCUCGGUGAUUACCUGAAGCCGGAUGGAAAGUUCUUCCAGAGUUUCCCGACCAGUGCCUUUGACGGCAGGAGCUUGAGCAUCCUGCGACCCAUCGUCACUAUCGAGGGCGAAAAGGACGCAACGCCUGAGUGGAGGACGCCGAGUGUGCCGUACGGGCAGGAUAAGGCGGAGAGUUUAAGUUUUAGGUGA
This is a messenger RNA of Pyricularia oryzae 70-15, 1740 nucleotides long. RefSeq lists its product as uncharacterized. The record is from RefSeq and is a predicted model, not a curated record. The transcript has a single exon. Gene Ontology annotation, molecular function: catalytic activity. NCBI's taxonomy places the organism in Eukaryota, Fungi, Ascomycota, Sordariomycetes, Magnaporthales, Pyriculariaceae. The coding region runs from base 1 to 1740 and encodes 579 amino acids.